AUGCGCGCCCGCUACUACAACCCCCGCUGCAUCGGCUUCGUCGCCGUCUCUGCCUCCGACCCGGGCACACCAGUGGCGUAUGCGCAGUUCAUCCGUCUGGGCGAGGACAAGGCCGCACGAGCGCUCAUCGCAGCGCAGAGCUCCAUCUGGAAUACGCUGUGCCGGUGGUGCGUGACCGUCCGGACGUGGAUUGAGACUCUCGUGCGACCGGAUCGGUCGGCGGAUGCGGAUGCAGUGGCCGAGUUCGAGAAGGCGGUUGAGGAGGAUAAUGUGCGGUUCUGGGAGUCGGCGGAGAUGAAGCGCUUGUAUGGCGAGAGGUGGCAUGCGCAGAGUGUGGUUGUCUCUGCGGACUGGAGGCGCAGGGGCAUUGGGAGGCGGUUGAUGGGGGAAGCGAUGCGGCGGGCGCAGGAGGAGGGAGUGGUUGUUGGACUCGAGGCAAGUGGCGAUGGGGAACAGCUUUAUCGCAGCUUGGGGUUUGAGUUGAGGGGCAGGUUUUGUAUGAUUUUGGGGAGCGAGGAUGGGAAUGUGGGUGGGAUUAUGAUGUGGAGGCCUACGGGGGAAGUGGAUUGA
Molecule: messenger RNA, 570 nt
Organism: Aspergillus nomiae NRRL 13137
Lineage: Eukaryota; Fungi; Ascomycota; Eurotiomycetes; Eurotiales; Aspergillaceae
Product: GNAT family N-acetyltransferase
Exons: 1
Coding region: 1-570 (189 amino acids)
Molecular function (GO): acyltransferase activity, transferring groups other than amino-acyl groups
Source: RefSeq, a predicted model, not a curated record